AUCGUGCAGUUCACGUGAAACUUUUCACUUUUCACGUUUCUGCCCUAGGGGAAAUGUUACAUGAUAGACCCCAUGGUGUCUCUUCCCUCUCGCUUAUUUUCUGUUCGUUCGGCAGUAAAACAGGAACGUGCCAGACUGCCAGAGAAGAAGAUCGGUAUCGCUCAGUAUCGGUAUUAAGAUAUGGCGGCAACACACGAAUCAUUUAUGGAGGAAAGAUUUGUGGUAAUACUAUUUGUAAUCUCUAAACAUGACAUCGAAGCAGUUUAUGAAUAUAAUAGUGUCCAUAAAUGCAUGGAAGGUAUUUGUAAAUUGUUCGAAGACAAUCUGAAGAAUCAAAAAUUAAAUGUUCCACUUAAGGAUUCUUACUGGGGUGCGCUAUAUUCGUUCAUCGAACUAAUGGAUAUGUUUUGUUUGGUAAAACAAAAAUUAACAGAUGCCUAUAUUCCAUGUGAGAAGUACUGGAUAAAAGAAAACCUAGAUAUUUUCAAGAAAUAUAUAUUAUAAACAAAAAUGUAAUGAAAUAAAGUAAAAUUUAUAAUUAUAUAUUAAUUAGAAAACAAUGAGACUUAUAGAUCAUUUUAUUUAUUUAUUUUUAAAUCUAAGUUUAUUAUAUCUCUAAUUAAAAUAUUAUGUCAAGUAAAGUCUCAUAUAGUACAGAAUACAAAAUAACAUUUCAGCAAUAUUGCAGCAACAUUAUAACAAAUAUUGAAGUUGCUGCAACAUUAUUAGAAUGUUCUGUGUUAGAUGGAUACUUUGUAAAGAUAUUCGAGUUAAUAAAAAUACAGUCCGAACGUCUGCAAAUAGAAAAAUAUUUAACAAAAAUCAUAAAUCAGUUGGAAAAAUUGCAGUCAAAUUUGAUUAUGAUCAUUGUAAAGUCGUCUACAGAUUCGAUUUAAAAGUAAGAAUAAAAAUCUUUUUGAUUAA
Messenger RNA from Solenopsis invicta (red fire ant), 924 nucleotides. RefSeq names its product enhancer of rudimentary homolog. Bases 181 to 504 code for a protein of 107 amino acids. NCBI's taxonomy places the organism in Eukaryota, Metazoa, Arthropoda, Insecta, Hymenoptera, Formicidae. The record is from RefSeq and is a predicted model, not a curated record. The transcript has 3 exons.